AUGCAACACAUCCCCAGCAGCCACUUUGUUGGCUCCGUUCCGGCUGUUGUUAGUGAAGAUAAGAAAACCACUAACUCGGAAGUUCCAGGAGCAAACUUGCAAUUAUUUCCUCCCAAUGUUAAUAGUCAGGGAUACCAAACUGUAGGCGCUCCCAGUGUAGAGAAGCAGAUGAAGCAGUCAACAAACAACUGGAAGGGAGCAUUCAGCAUAUAUUCAUACACACUUUCUUUAAUUCUUGGAUAUUAUCUCCCCAUGACAUUGCUCAUUUCUUUACUUGGGAAUUGUCUUGUCUGGAUCUCUACUACAUUGGUUUUUGUGAUUGCCUCACUUGGGAAUUGUGCCACCUACUUAAUGAAUAGCAAAGGCAGCCCAAAUAUCACUUGGACAUUUGAUGUCAACUAUGUAAAUGUGGCAGCAGGCUCCAUUUAUGGAUAUGCGCUCAUUGUUCCGCUGGGAUACUACUUGGGUGCAAUUGUCAGCCUCGUACGUUUUUGGUUCUUGUGGGGAUAUUCCCUUUUCAUUUUCAUCUUGACUUCUUUUCUGUUGCUGAUUCCCCUUGAAUUUCUUCGGUGGAUUGUCAUAUUGAUUACUGGUGCUGCAUCAGCUAGCUUUGAGAGUUUGAACCUCAAGAAUUAUGUACAAACCACUGAUACUAUGAUUGUGGUUGUCUCAGCAUUCGUGCUGCCAAUGGGCUUGUCGAUCUUCAUCAAGAUGUGGUUUUUCCCCUAA
Messenger RNA from Salvia splendens (bonfire salvia), 729 nucleotides. RefSeq names its product protein YIPF1 homolog. Bases 1 to 729 code for a protein of 242 amino acids. Gene Ontology annotation, biological process: vesicle-mediated transport. Gene Ontology annotation, cellular component: Golgi apparatus. Lineage: Eukaryota; Viridiplantae; Streptophyta; Magnoliopsida; Lamiales; Lamiaceae. The record is from RefSeq and is a predicted model, not a curated record. The transcript has 7 exons. Gene Ontology annotation, molecular function: small GTPase binding.